CCCAGAGCCCUUUAUUACAGGGCUAAGCUACCAACGCGGUCGACUGUGAACGUUCGGAUUAACCUGCCGAGCCAACCUGUCACGCAACGAGCUCUCUAUCACCGUGGCCCCCAUUCCCAAAUCCCUCUCCCCCGGCGGCCGAUCUGACGGGCAAUGGGGGAUGCCUCCUCUAUCAGCUUACACUCCCUUUGAAUCGCUUCUCUUCUUCCAGUCGCUCGCUACCUUAGAUGCUCGGCCUGCGAGUUUCGCGUCCAUAUCCGAUGUUCUCCGCAACAACCCGUUCAUUCGCCAGAAUGCCGACUUCGAUGCCGGGAGACUCGCCCCGGAAGCCCUCGAGGACCUCUAUGCGACGCUGAUGCGAGAUGGUGUCGACUCAACCGGCGCGGGCGCGGCUCAGGAGCCUAAUGGUCGCCAUGUCGAAAGUCCCACCAAUCCGAAAAAGCGUAAAAUAAUGAGUCCACAGCCAGAUGGGGUGUCCGAGAAGGGUUCGAGCCAUACCAGUGUGAUGCCCACUCUGGUGUCGCAUUUGUACGCUAGGUACAAGGAGCUGGUGACGAGGGAAAUCAGGAACGAGGAGAAGAGAUACACGGAGAUCCGAAAUGAGAUUGAGCGGUUACAGAAGGAGGAACGUGAAGCACAGUUGGAGCCUGUGAUGCGCCCACCACAGCAGCCAACUGCACCCCCGAAGAAGCAGGAACCUGCGCCAGAACCAAUGGACCUGGAUGGGAAGGAAGAAAGACCGAUUCAGCAACCUCCUUUCAUCUCAACCCAGGCAAAGGCUCCGUUGCCGGGCAUGGACAGGAUUCAACUCCAGUCCGCGCCGCAACCCAAAGACCUGCAGUCGGCUACGCAACCGCCAAAAGCUAUGUCGCACCCACCUCAGACAUCGUCAUUGCCCGCUCAACCAACUGGGCAGACACCUAAAGACCCGGCCAGAACAAUCCAGCCGCUUCCACCACAACUGCAGCAGAAAGUGCAUCAGCCUCCUCCCAUCCCGCAGAUGGCGACGGGCCGGCCAUCCCAACCGCAAACACCGAAUGGCAAGGCAUUCCCGGCGGCGCAUGUCAACACCGGGCCCCGGAACACUCCUGCGAAGGCCGGGCCAGUUGGUGUAUCAUUUGUACCGCCACAAAUGCCACCCUCAACUCCAACCACUACCCCUUCAAAUCUCGGUCCUGGACAACCGUCUAGUCCUAUGCCGCCACACCUCGCACCAAACGUUGUCUCUACUCCAAAGCAACUCACACCGACUGGCAAGCCUGCUGCCAGAGUGGGCUCGUCAGCAACAGCGUCUACUCCAGCUCCUCAGCGUCUUCCACCUCAGCCGAGCUUCCAACAAUGGUCUAUACAUCAACCGCCCCAGACACCUCAGCCUCAGCCGACACCUUCAUUUAUCAAGCCCAAGCCUGAGCCGUCAAAUAAGCCUCUCGAGAAGCCUAUUCCAUCAUUCCAGCAACCUAUACCAAGCGUUGAGAGCAAGACGCAACAAGGCCAAUCACCGGCUCCCUUCCUAUCAACUCCGGGCCCAGUACCUGUAGCAGCGUCCUCACCCGCUCUGGGUGCCCCAGCUCUUGGCUUCCAAACGCCAGUAGGGGCUGGGCGAGCUGCAUUGGCCCCAGGUCCACCUGGCUCACGUCCUUUGCGGCCAUCCAUCGACACCACUGGCUCACUCACGCCCUGGAAGAGGACUCCGCGUUUGAGUCUGAGCAUACCCGAUUCUCCUCGGUCACCAGAUCGACCACGGCCGGAGGAGAUCAGUCCCAUCAGCGAAAAGGCUCCUUCUCCGCCUGGAUCCCGCGAAGCCACCCCUGAAGAACCGGAACCACGUCGUUUAAAACGUCGGACGGAUCGCAAGGGUCAUUCAACAAGCUCAGAGCCAAGCCAACCUGCCGUCGAUACCGACACCAAGGUUGGAUGGAAGAGAAAGGGGGACAAGUUGACACCACCCACCCCGAAGGAUCGAGACCGCAGUACGGCAUCAUCAAGGAGUCGCGGGCGGUCCGUGUUGUCGCGGGAUGACGAGUCAACCACGGAAAGCGGAUCUCAGGCCAAAGUCAAGCAUGAGAUGCCCAGUACACCUGCUGGCCUCCCUGAGAGCGCAGAGCCAGAACGCCCGUCCAUCAGCCGACCCGGACGAGGACGCCCGAAACGCAAGCGUGCCCCCAGCGAAGAGGCUGAUACUCCACAGGCUGAAGUCAAUCAACUAAGCCGCGUCGACUCUAAUCAGUCGACUCCUUAUGUGCUGUGUGCGCGCAGUUUUCCACGAACUGGUGCACCCAUCAUGAACGAUGUUACCAUGCACAAACAUGCUUCUAUCUUUGCCAAGCCAUUAGCGGAACGCGAUGCUCCCGGGUAUCGAGACCUAAUCUAUCGACCGCAGGAUCUUAAGUCCAUCAAGUCCGUAAUGUACCAGGGUAGCAAGGCCGUCGCUGCGGCUACUGAAGCUGCUAGCACACCGGCGGGCGAUGGGGAGUCCCCAGCCCCUGGCACCGGGACUCCUUCCAAAAACACCGUCUUGAUGCUACAGAAGACAGAGGAUGUCAUCCCUCCCAAGGGCAUCGUCAACUCGGCUCAGCUGGAGAAGGAGCUGAUCCGCAUGUUUGCGAACGCGGUCAUGUUCAACCCUGUUCCGCAGCGGGGAUUCGGACCGGGGUUCCCCAUGAUCAGCGACAAUGGCUCCCGCGCAAGCACACAGGUGCCCGAGCCGGACGAAGGCGGCAUCAUCAAGGACACAUUGGAGAUGUUUGAAGAUGUCGAGCAAGCGGUUACACGAUGGCGGGCAGCGGAGCGAACCGCCGACGAGCUGGCUAGCAAGAGCAUCCUCUCGCUUCGACGCGGCAGUGCCAGCGAUCCCUUGACGGACAGCGCCGAUGAGAUCAAAGGCUCAUGAUGUGCCGAAUGACGACCUAAAGAAUUCUAUGUAAUGUUAGACACCCAACGGAGCGAUAUGUAGACUUUUUACCCAAAGUGAUAUAUCAAGUUGGCUUUCUAAAAUCCUAUCUAUAAUCAUAAGCUUUUGGUUGUUCCUGUGAGGAACAAUAUGCACAAAAAUCAACAACAAAGAUUAGUUCAUAUACAUCAUG
Molecule: messenger RNA, 3083 nt
Organism: Aspergillus saccharolyticus JOP 1030-1
Lineage: Eukaryota; Fungi; Ascomycota; Eurotiomycetes; Eurotiales; Aspergillaceae
Exons: 1
Coding region: 161-2890 (909 amino acids)
Cellular component (GO): NuA4 histone acetyltransferase complex
Molecular function (GO): protein binding
Source: RefSeq, a predicted model, not a curated record